This is a messenger RNA of Xiphias gladius (swordfish), 2834 nucleotides long. Its product is annotated as calcium-binding mitochondrial carrier protein SCaMC-3-like. The record is from RefSeq and is a predicted model, not a curated record. The transcript is spliced from 11 exons. Bases 304 to 1776 code for a protein of 490 amino acids. Gene Ontology annotation, biological process: transmembrane transport. Gene Ontology annotation, molecular function: ATP transmembrane transporter activity; calcium ion binding. NCBI's taxonomy places the organism in Eukaryota, Metazoa, Chordata, Actinopteri, Istiophoriformes, Xiphiidae.
UGACACUUGGCCGCCAGCAGGCGUUUUCCUCGCUUCCUGCUUCCACAGCAAGAGUCGCUGCGAAAUCUACGUGACCGAGCGAGCGAUCAAUAGUGGCGAACACAGAGACCUCCCGGACCGGCUGGAUCCUAUAGGGAGCUGCUUGUCUGGCGUCAAAUCUGGUUUCAGGACGGACUCGGAGGCAGUUAGCUGUGCUCCAGCCCCGCCGGUUCCGCCUUGUGUCCUGAUCCUCUGCAUCCUGCCAUGGGCCGCGGGUCGGUCUGGAGAUAAACAUAGCCGGUCUGACUCUAAGUGGCUCCAGUUAUGGGAAUCCAGUGGCCUUGGUUCCCUCGGGCGCACUGCCAGGACAGUGAAUCCCCUGGUCCAGACGGGGAGAGGGAGAAGAGCUGGGUCAAGCUGUUUGAUAAGAUGGACCUCAACCAAGAUGGACGCAUUGACAUCCUUGAUCUGCGGGCAGGGCUGGCAGGCCGAGGGCUUUCUAGACGCUCCUUGGAAAGGAUUGUGGAGACCGGUGACACCAACCAUGAUGGAGUACUGGACAUUGAAGAGUUCACACAGUAUCUUCGCACCCAUGAAAAACAGCUCAAACUCAUGUUUAGCAACCUGGACAGGAACCAUGAUGGUCAGAUAGAUGCAACGGAAAUCCAGCACUGUCUACACGCCAUGGGUAUGGACAUCAGCCUCGAGGAUGCCACCAGGAUUUUGCUGAGUAUGCACAAGGAUGGUACUACGACGAUUGACUGGAAUGAGUGGCGAGACUACUUCCUGUUUAACCCUCUCACUAAUAUGGAGGACGUGGCACGCUACUGGAAACGUUCACUGAUGUUGGAUAUAGGUGAGCAGUUGAUAGUCCCAGAUGAAUUUUCAGAAGAGGAGAAGAAGUCUGGGUAUGUGUGGCGGCAGCUGAUGGCUGGAGCUAUGGCUGGAUCUGUAUCUCGGACUGGAACCGCCCCCUUGGACCGCCUCAAAGUCUUCCGACAGGUUCAUGGUUCCUCUGAUUUUAAAGGGAACGCGCUGAGCACUUUUCGGUACAUGGUGAAAGAAGGAGGACUGCAGUCGUUGUGGAGAGGCAACGGAAUCAACGUUCUUAAAAUUGCCCCAGAGACUGCAAUCAAGUUCACAGCUUAUGAACAGAUCAAGAAUGUGAUGCGUGGCAAUAAUGAAACAGGAAAACUGAGGGUUCAUGAGAGGUUUGUUGCUGGCUCUCUAGCUGGAGCUACAGCUCAGACAGCCAUCUACCCAAUGGAGGUACUGAAGACCCGUCUCAUACUAAGAAAAACAGGCCAGUACUCAGGAAUAGCAGACUGUGCCAAAAAGAUCCUACAGAGGGAAGGUGUCACGGCCUUCUACAAGGGCUAUGUACCCAACUUGCUGGGUAUUGUCCCUUACGCUGGCAUCGACCUGGCUGUCUAUGAGACUCUGAAGUUUGCCUGGUUGAACAGGAACAGAGGUUUAGCCGACCCGGGGGUCAUGGUGCUGGUCGGCUGUGGUGCCGUCUCCAGCACCUGUGGACAGCUGGCAAGUUACCCACUGGCACUGAUUCGCACCCGAAUGCAGGCAAAGGCUUCAGAGAAGGGAGCCCCUAGACCCUCCAUGUUGACCUUGCUUCACAACAUCUUGACUCAGGAGGGCGUGGCCGGACUUUAUAGAGGAAUUUCCCCCAACCUGCUGAAAGUCAUUCCUGCUGUCAGCAUGUCCUACGUCGUCUACGAAUACACGAGGAUAGCCCUGGGAGUGGACAUCGAGGGUAGGAGGGCAGGGAAAGGGAAAGGGUAGGAAAAGGAUAAAUGAUUUGCGGGUGGAUUUUAUCUACAAGCACGUACAGAUCUGGUGGCAGUGCAUGAGGAAAUGGGUCUUGAUUGUGGAUGGAUACAUGGUUCUGGGAUUGCAGGUUUUAUCAACAGAUCAACAGAUCAACUUAAUAUAAAAUCUGUCGUGAAAGCCUCACAUUUGAAUAACCACACCUGAACCCUGCUGCAGUGAAGAGUUUCAAGAAUGAUAUAUUGCAUUGCAGUGUAUGCCAGGAGUUGUGUGAAAGCUAACUAGUUGUACUCGUACUACUGCACUGACUUGGACAGAUGGAAACUUGCAUGAACUUGCCUGAGAAAAAACAAGUACAAGGUGUAACCAACAGGGGAGCCAUGUCACAUUCCCACAGCAUUAUUUUUUCUCCUAGGUGGUAUAUAGAGAAGAUGAAGGACUGAUAGGAGGAUUGAUCCAAUUUCCUCUUCUCUAAGAGGAUCCUGAAGUCCCUGCAGACUUGUCUUAAACAUAUGUUACAAAAACUAAAGUACAGCGACAAUUGUCAAACAACAGCAGAUAAUUACUGAACUUAACUCUUGAAGGAUCACAUGGACACGACUGAAAUGGAAAGUGGUGAAAUGAGAAAGAAAUGCUGUCAAUUUUCUCUUUUGUAAAUGUAUUACUACUGAGUAGAGCAAACCAAUAUACUUUAUAUUUAACAGGUGGGAAACUGCCAAAGCCAUAUCCAAAAGUACGAAGGAUUCAUGAUAACUUUUCAUGCAAAAUGCUCAUGUUUUAUAUGUUCCUAAGAGGUGAGUUUGUUCUCAUAUGUUAAAAAAAUAUUACUGGGUUCAGUGCCACAUAGUAUUUUCAUAAACUGUAUGUGAACAAUGUGCAGUUUUAACAUUAUAUUAAAGAGAUAACAGUCUGUAUCACGAAAUAAUAGGAAAUGACAUUUAAUGCCAAUGAACCUUUUUCAUGUGUCAGUGUUUAUUAUGGGAUGUGCAAAUAAAUGCCUGCAUAGUGCUGCUUUUUUUAAAUAAAUGCCACUUAGUUUCCAUUUUAUCUUACAGAUGUCGAAAUUGAAUUAA